This is a messenger RNA of Ochlerotatus camptorhynchus, 1616 nucleotides long. RefSeq names its product Big brother (gene Bgb). The record is from RefSeq and is a predicted model, not a curated record. Gene Ontology annotation, molecular function: transcription coactivator activity; sequence-specific DNA binding. Gene Ontology annotation, biological process: regulation of transcription by RNA polymerase II. Bases 281 to 967 code for a protein of 228 amino acids. Lineage: Eukaryota; Metazoa; Arthropoda; Insecta; Diptera; Culicidae. Gene Ontology annotation, cellular component: nucleus; core-binding factor complex. The transcript has 3 exons.
UUGAUUUGAAUCAAAACAGUGAAGAAGAUAAAUCGUUAUCGAUCGGUGUGACGUCGUCGGUAGAAAGCCCCCUUUUGGAAAGCCUCCCGUUGCAGUUGUGUGGGGGUGUGUGUGUUUGUGCCAGACGUUUCCGGUUUACUGCUUGCUACUGCAGUAGUAGUGUUUUACAGCGUCAUCGUGCUAUCACAGUUUGACUUUGUUUUCUCCGCUACAGCUUGGAAUUCUACUUGUAAGGGAGAGCAAGUGUGUUUGUAUACGGAUAACAUAAAUCGCAGUCAAGAUGAUGAACGAUCCUGCUGCCUUGGGAAUGAUUCCCUUCGAUACGAUUGGAUUAUACGAGCAGCCAAAGCCACGGUUUAUCUUCAAAAUGCCACGGGUUGUACCGGAUCAGAAAAACAAAUUCGAGACUGAUGAUCUGUUUAAGAAGCUCAGCCGGGAUAGUGAAGUUCGAUAUACCGGUUUCCGCGAUCGUCCGAUCGAGGAACGCCGUGGGCGCUUCCGAGCCGGCUGCUGCGAGGGUCACACCGAGAUCUCGUUCUCCACCACCGGUAUCAACGUUCAGCUAGUGUUCAACCCCAAUCACGGUCUCUAUCAUCACCCGCACCAUCACCAUCACCACCAUCCGGCCCACUUGGGCCUGGAGAAGGAGUGCGACUUUGACAAGGAACACGGCAAGGUUCACAUCAAGUCGCACUUCAUCAUGAAUGGCGUGUGCGUACGGUUCCGCGGUUGGAUGGACAUGGAACGGCUGGACGGCAUCGGUUGUCUCGAGCUGGACGAGAAGCGAGCCGCCCAAGAGGACGCCAUCUUGCGGGAGCAACUGGAUCGCUACAAUCAACGACUGAGGGAUUUCGAAGACAAGCAACGAUCCUAUCAACGCACAACGCAGGAUGAGUUCGAGCAAAUGCGUCGGAACAGUGCCGGAAUCGGUGUCGGCACCGGAGCGACCGGCAUGUGGAGGCGAUAAAUUGUAGUCUGAGCAGGUAACGGACAGGCAAACUAGUGGCAACUGUGUGAUUUUACUACUCCCCAUAAUCCCAUAUAUUGAAACAUAAGUGUAUGAAUGUGCUACAUAAAAGAAACGGCAAGAUUUGACUAGAAUUUCGGAACAACAUUUUAACCCUUUUAAACUUUCCGCGGUUGGUAAACACUGGCUUUCGUGAGUGGUUACCAACCAAACUAAAAAUAAUGAAACAAUUAUCAAACCACAAUAACCAGAGCAGAAGUAAAAUGUACGAGUAGCAGGCUAAUCUCUCCUCAAUUGUAAAUAUUAUUUUACCUUCAGAUUUCAGAUGCCACGUGCACAAUGCAAAUAAUUCGACAGCACACAAUUCACGAUUUUGUGCGAUUGGGUUUUUGUUAUCAGCAUUAGAUUUUUUUUUGCAAUCAUCGUCUAUGUUCUAGAGCCUUCAAUUAUUUCUUCAAGCAAUCAACAUUGAAGCGAGAAUUUUUAUAUAUUAUUUUACCUAUGUAUAAGUAACCGAAUCUCAAAGGAGCUACCAAAAAGAACAAGAAUAAUUAUUUUUCUCUGUCGUCCACGUAAGCGAUAAACGUUCUAGAUUUCUAAGUAGAGAUGCCAAUAAAUUUGAUAGCAUUUUGUUAUGAUAAUUUUAAAA